UUGGUUCCUGUUUAGUUGACUAUCCCCCCUGGAGCUCCACUAGACUCCGAUAUCAAAAUCUAAGUAUUUUAGCGGAGACGUAUGACUUCUACGGUAGCGAUUUAAUGCCUCAACCUGUACAGCUGCCUAUGUAUGCUCCCUACCCAGCAAUCACAAGCUCUUUGUUUCUGCAGCUACCAUGAGUAAGUAUACAGCCGAUGCCGGAGCUCUUUGCUCGUCCACUUGGCUACGUUUCUGACACCCGUACAAUACCCGGAUUAUACCAUACAAACAUGCAUGCAACGGUGGUCUGUUUUCUCAGCCCGAAUCCGCCGCAUAAUCCAGGCUUGGAGAGGUACUUGUAUCUGCACGCAUAACGGUUGAGCUAUGCGUCUAUGUAUAACGAGGUUUCAAACUGCGAUGCAUACGGUUUCUGGAGUUGUCUAUCGGCCUACGCUUCUCUUCUCUGUGCCCGGUAUGUCGUCAUCGCAACUCCGAUACCGGCUCAAAUCUUGGAUCAAAUAGGCACCAUCGACACGUAUGCUGUAUGGUAUACUGAGUAGCCUGUAAUUCCCAUAUAGUCAGCAUACGUUAACUUUAUUGCAGAAAAGUCAGAGUGCGACUCGAAUAACAGCCCUGGUCGUUACAAAUGAAUAGUAUAGUG
Messenger RNA from Babjeviella inositovora NRRL Y-12698, 643 nucleotides. RefSeq lists its product as uncharacterized. The record is from RefSeq and is a predicted model, not a curated record. NCBI's taxonomy places the organism in Eukaryota, Fungi, Ascomycota, Pichiomycetes, Serinales. The transcript has a single exon. The annotation marks the transcript as partial.